AUGUCGAUCAUUUUAGGUUUAUACUUGCGAAAUCCUGGUCCUGAUCUAAUCAUCUGCGAUGAAGGUCAUAUGAUUAAAAAUUUGAAAAGUGCAAUCGCUUGUACAUUGAACCAAAUUCGCACACGUCGCCGUAUCAUCUUAACUGGUACACCAAUGCAAAAUAAUCUUCAGGAAUACUAUGCUAUGGUUCACUUUUGUAAACCAAACUUUCUCGGAACUGAAUCGCGUUUUACCGAUUUGUAUCGUAAACCAAUUGAAAAGGGUCAGCAUCGAGAUAGUUGCAAAGAAGAGGUUAACUACAUGCGACGUCGUGUUUACGCACUUCGUCGACGUUUGCAACCGUUAAUUCAUCGUCGUGAUCUUGAUGUUCUACGCGCAUUUUUACCACCAAAAUUCGAAUAUACAAUCAAAAUCCGUUGUCAACCAUUGCAACGAAAACUCUACGAAUCGUACAUUCACGGUCAAAUAAACGCCAUCAGCGUACACCUAAAUGUGGCACAAUUGUUUGCCGAUUAUCAAUAUUUGAUGAAAAUUUGGACGCAUCCGUGGUUACUUCAACCCUAUUUCAUCGAAUGGUACAAGAAGAAGCGCAGAGAUAUUGAUCCAACAGAAAUCGAUACGAUGAUUAAAAAUGAAUUUGAUGAUGAUGCAGAAAAAAUCAAUAAAGACAUUAUACCAAGAGAGAUGAAGUCGGAUGUGGAUUCUGAAGAAGAAAUGAUGAAUGCUAUCAAACAACAAUGGUGGUUUCAACUUUUCGAUCCGAUAGAUGCACAACUCAACUUUGAGCUAUCCGGAAAGUUUAUGAUAUUAAAGACGAUUCUGGAUGAAUGUGAAUCCAUUGGAGAUAAACUUCUGAUUUUCGUUCGAAGUUUAGCAACACUUGAUUACAUUGAACAAUGUCUUGCUUAUUGGAGUACUCAAGAUCCUAAAUCGCAAUGGCAAAAAAGACUUGAUUAUUUUCGUAUGGAUGGCAAUACCUCGAUAAAACAACGAGCGGCUGAUAUGAAAUCUUUCAACGAUUCGAACAAUUCUCGUAGCCGACUUUACCUAAUCUCGACACUCGCUGGUGGCGUAGGAGUAAAUCUUUACUCGGCGAAUCGAGUUGUUAUUUUGGACACAAGUUGGAAUCCAGCUCAUGAUCUCCAAGCGAUGUUCCGUUCGUACAGACUUGGUCAAAUGAAACCGGUAUUUAUUUAUCGAUUGAUUGUCAAAGGAACAAUGGAAGAAAAGAUAUACAAACGCCAGAUAACUAAACAAGCCAUGUUUCAUCGUGUGGUGGAUGCGAAACAACUUGCACGUCAUUUCACUCACGAUGAAUUGAGGAAACUUUAUCAAUUUGAUUUUGAUACUGACGAUGAGCCAACAGAUCAAAUGAAUACGAACAGAAUACAUGAUGAACUCUUGCGGCAGCUAUUACGAGAACAUGCUGAUACGAUUACUUCCUAUUGUGAACACGACUCAUUUCUUAUUCACAAUGAUGAUGAAAAUCUAACCAAGGAAGAAGAAAAUCAAGCUAAAGAUGAAGAAGAAAAUCCAUAUGCAAGCUAUUUUCGACGAAGAACACACGCACCAGAAUUAUCUGUCAAUGAAACAUUCUCGAACACUGAAAUAAGUGAAGUAGCAGAAAAUGAUCAGUCUUCGAGCUCGUCAGUCGAGUCAUCAAGCGAUGAAUCAUUACAGCACUGCCAGGACGGUGUGGCUUCGUAUAUUCAAAGCGGAAUACCCUUCACUCCGUUCAUAACACUUAAUUCAGAUGAUAGUUAA
Molecule: messenger RNA, 1764 nt
Organism: Adineta ricciae
Lineage: Eukaryota; Metazoa; Rotifera; Eurotatoria; Adinetida; Adinetidae
Source: the annotation of a GenBank genome assembly